Molecule: messenger RNA, 321 nt
Organism: Lotus japonicus
Lineage: Eukaryota; Viridiplantae; Streptophyta; Magnoliopsida; Fabales; Fabaceae
Product: cyclin-dependent protein kinase inhibitor SMR6-like
Exons: 1
Coding region: 1-321 (106 amino acids)
Biological process (GO): regulation of DNA endoreduplication
Source: RefSeq, a predicted model, not a curated record
AUGGGGCUUUCUGAAAACGUGCAAGUAGAAGGAGCCUUUGAAUCAGAUAACAGAAAAUGGGUAAUUGCUGGAAUUGCUUUACGUGCACCCUUGAAGCCAAUAUACACUGCACAUGUGGAGAAGGAAAUCAGAGAAGACUCUGAACCAGAGGAGUGUUUAACAACGCCAACAGGUGAGGAAUCAAGGAUACCAACUGUGUUCACGUGUCCACCUGCUCCAAGGAAGCGAAAGCCUUCUUUGCAGUGCAAUUAUCGUGGUGUGGUGAGAAAGUUCUUCACGCCACAGGAGUUAGAAACUGUGUUCAUUCAAAGGGCUAAUUGA